This is a messenger RNA of Arachis stenosperma, 780 nucleotides long. RefSeq names its product serine/threonine-protein kinase-like protein At3g51990. Gene Ontology annotation, biological process: protein phosphorylation. Bases 1 to 780 code for a protein of 259 amino acids. The record is from RefSeq and is a predicted model, not a curated record. Lineage: Eukaryota; Viridiplantae; Streptophyta; Magnoliopsida; Fabales; Fabaceae. The transcript is spliced from 2 exons. Gene Ontology annotation, cellular component: plasma membrane. Gene Ontology annotation, molecular function: protein kinase activity; ATP binding.
AUGGAGCAGAAAUCAAACUCCGUGGCAACCAACUCUAAUGAGAGGAGAAACCAAACUCUAAGAGGAGGAAUCAACACUUAUGGUACCGGGCUCCCCUCGACUUUCCAUCCCCUCGUCUCCCUUGAUGGCGAGGAAGUUUCUCAGAUUAGUGAGAGCAAAGGUAGUGGCAGUGGCAGAAGAAGGAGCGAGAGUGAAGCAGAAAGCAAUGUUGGUGGUGAGGAGAAAGGAGGAGGGAGAGAAUAUGAUAGUGAGUGUGGUGGGAGAUACACUGUGGGUGGUAGGGAGGAUUUUGCUUUGGCUGAAUCCGCAGUUUCAACCUCCAAUUCUCUCACACCAUCACCUUCUUUUUCUUCUUCUUCAAUCACCACCACUUCAAAGAAACAGAACAACAAAGAAAAAGAAAAACCCAUCAAGAUCCAACACUUCCAUUACAGUGACCUUGAAGCUGCCACCAAUGGCUUCUCAGAGCGCAAGAUCCUCGGCAAAGGAAGCCAUGGUUAUGUCUAUAAAGCUGUAAUGGUUUCUUCUUCUUCCUUUGCAUCUGCACCAGAGUUCAUCAUCAGCAACAACGAGGUUGAUAACGAAAUUGAUAUCUUGUCCAAAAUCCAGAGCAAUAACAGCAAGCUUCCAAAUUGGGGAAGAAGGGUUCGUUUGGCAUUGCAAACUGCAAAGGAAAUUGAUACCCUUCAUUCAUCAACACCACUUGUGAUCCACAGAGAUAUCAAAUCAACAAAUGUUUUGAUUGAUAGAAACUUCAAUGCAAGGUUAGGUGAUCAAUAA